This is a messenger RNA of Sphaerodactylus townsendi, 8370 nucleotides long. RefSeq names its product SH3 and multiple ankyrin repeat domains 3 (gene SHANK3). Bases 1 to 5331 code for a protein of 1776 amino acids. The transcript has 19 exons. NCBI's taxonomy places the organism in Eukaryota, Metazoa, Chordata, Lepidosauria, Squamata, Sphaerodactylidae. The record is from RefSeq and is a predicted model, not a curated record. Gene Ontology annotation, molecular function: synaptic receptor adaptor activity; ionotropic glutamate receptor binding. Gene Ontology annotation, cellular component: postsynaptic membrane; postsynaptic density; dendritic spine.
AUGAAGAAAUCCGUGACGUGGGCUCCUCUUGAGUCCGAUCUGGGGUCUGGCAAAGUCAGCCUCACCUUGCAGCGAGUCUGCCGGGCCCCCCCCUACACACUCACACGCCCGGUUUGGUUAAGUGACAGGCGGUUCCCUAGCAACGGGGCGGGGGGGGGGUUGGAUUGUGAGCCUGGCAGAGGGGGCCGGGCGGGUGCAGGUGAGGCAGCCGGUUCUCUGCCACCCUGCCUUUGGGCUGCCCCCCGUCCCGGGGCCGGCAGGAGCCUUUUCUCUGCCGCUGCUGCUGCUGCUGCUGCCUUCCCCUCCGAAGGCGGUUCCACGGGAAGGGAAGCCCCGUGUGGGAUCAGUAAGCGCUCUGCAUACACAUCCAGUGACUACAUCGUGGAGGAGAAGGCAGCCGUCCUGCAGAAGAGGGAGCAUGAGGGCUUCGGAUUCGUCUUGCGAGGGGCCAAAGCCGAGACUCCAAUCGAGGAGUUCACUCCCACCCCUGCUUUCCCAGCACUCCAAUACCUGGAAUCCGUGGACGUGGAGGGCGUGGCCUGGCGAGCAGGACUUCGCACAGGAGACUUCCUGAUUGAACCAGAAGGAAAAGCUGUUCUGGGGGUCUCCUGUGGCGCCUGGGGCAGCCCUCCCGUUCCAGAUCGCCCCCCAGGGACACAGAAUCUGGCUUCCGGGGGGCUGUCGUGGGGCCUCUACCGGGGCCUGGGCCGGACACCCCUCCUCCCUUGGGGUAGAGCAGGUGCCCGGGAGCACCCAGGAUCCUACGGAGGACUUGAGGUCUGCAAAAGCUGGGGGAGCUUGGCAGUGCUCAUAUGGAGCCGCUCCCCGGCAUCAUCAUCGUCGUCGCUGCUGGGUGGGCCAGCUAGGGAGUCCCUCCGGCUACCCCUGCCCGCUGGCUUCCCACCCGGCCUGCGUGGGCAGGGCGGCCCCAAGAGCCACAUGCCCGCCGGUGCCCAUCCGGGGGCCUGGCCGGAGCACCCCCUCCCCGGCCGCGGGACCAUGAAGCCGUUCGCCUCCACGCGCAGCCUGCACAAGAUCCUGCAACAGUGCGACUCCUCGUCCCGCGAAUACGAGGAGAUCCAGGCCGUGGAGACCAAGUGGCACCUCCACCUGGCCACGCCCCGCAAGAUCCUGGACCGGAAGUGCAAGAUGCCCUCUCUCUUCCUUUCAGCCCCGCCGCCGCCCAAGAGGGCCCCCAGCACCACGCUGACCCUGCGCUCCAAGUCCAUGACCGCGGAGCUGGAAGAGCUGGGAGUGGCGUCUUGUUCCCGGAAGACAGGGGCAAAAGAUAGGCAGUUUCAUGGCUCAGGUUUGCUUGGGAGCCCCAGAUGUGUUCAGCCCAACCGGGGGGGCUGUGGGCACAGUGAGCAGGCUGGGAGGGCCGGGGAGGCGGGGGCAGGGUCCAGCUUGGUUUGGCCUGUGGAAGGGGAGCGUGGCAAGAGCCCCCUGGGGAAACUGAAAGGCGACUCCCCCAAACAGCCUGCCCAGCUGUCCACAGCCCGGAGGGCCAAAUGCCGCCUCUGGGGCUUUGCAGGUGAAGAUGAGAAAUUUGCUGCCUCCAUAAUGGAUGGGAAAUUUCCCAGGAGCACCUCAAUGCAAGAUACUGUCAGAGAAGGGCCCGGCAUACCACCCCCACCUCAGACCGCUCCACCCCCUCCACCUUCCCCCUAUUAUUUUGACACGGGCGCACCCCCCUCCUUCUCCCCCCCUCCGCCCCCGGGAAGAGUCUACGACACGAUUCGCUCCAGCUUUAAGCCCGGCUUGGAGGCCAAGCUCCACGGCUUGCCCCAGGUCAUCAGCGCCGCGGAGAUCUACGACCAAGCGCGGACUUCCGUCUCCUACCCCGAAAGGCAGAAGCGGGCCCGCUCCAUGAUCAUCCUCCAGGACUCGUCCCACAUCCCCGUGGAACCCACCGACAUCCCCCGGCCCGGCCCCUCCGCCACGCCCCCCGAGAAGCUGAAGCGGAAGGGCCGGGUGGUCGACAACCCCUACGCCAACAUGGGCCAGUUCAACGUCAGCCUCUUUGCCCCCACCAAGCCCCAGCGGAAGAAGAGCCCGCUGGUGAAGCAGCUGCAGGUGGAAGACGCCCAGGAGCGAGCGGCGCUGUCCAUCGCGAGCGGCUUCACCCGGGAGCCCUCCCCCACCCGGCGCGCCCACCGCCUGAGCGGCAUGGAGUACCCGGCGCAGGUGGAUCCCGCCAGCCUCCCCUUCGCCACUGCCAUCGCCGGCGUCAUGAAGGACCGGGAGCGACGCCUGGAUGAGAAGCGGAAAUCCACUGUCUUCCUCUCCGUCGGGGCCAUCGAAGGGAGCCCCCCCACGAUAGAGAUGCCGUCUCUGCAGCAGUCGCGCUCCAUCGACGAGCGGCUGCUGGGCAGCCGGGAUGUGCUCCUGCCUUCGCCCGUCUCAGCUUUAAAGCCAUUGAUCAGUAGUUCCUCCUCCACGUUCAUCCACCCCCUCACCGGGAAGCCCCUGGACCCCAACUCUCCGCUGGCUCUCGCGCUGGCCGCCAGGGAGCGGGCGCUGUCCACCCAGGUCCCCUCCCGAGUGCCCACCCCCAUCCACAGCCCGGACUCCGACCGUGCCGCACCCCUGUUUGUGGACAUCCAAACCAAAGAACAAGAGAGGGGGGAGCUGGAGGGCCUGAUUUCACCCGCGUACUCACCCGGGGCCAAGGCGCCCACGCCGGGCGCUCUGACUCCCACGCAGAGCCACUGGGGGAUCCCGCCGAUGGGGAGGAGGGAGGGCGAGGCGCGAGCCCAGACGCCGGUGAGGGAGGAGAAGAAAGCCGAGGACAAGAAGUCGAUGAUCAUCAGCAUCGUGGACACGUCCCAGCAGAAGACGGCGGGCCUCAUCAUGGUGCACGCGACCAGCAACGGCCAGGACCUCGGGUUUGAGAUGAUGGAGGAGAAGCCGCCCGUCCCCGAGGCGGGCCCGGAGCCGGCGGAGGUGCCCGUCAUGGAGGCCCAGCCCAGCCCCGCGGCAAAGGCGCCCGUCAGCCCGGCCUCCGACAAGGCUCUUGGGCAGGGCAGUUCAGAAGAGGAAGUGGAGCCCUACACAGUCACCCUGCCCCCCGCCCAGCUGUCUUCGAGCGACGAGGAGACCCGAGAGGAGCUGGCCAAGAUCGGCCUGGUUCCUCCCCCGGACGAGUUUGCAAACGGGGUCCUGGUCACCACCCCCGGCACACCCAUCAGCCAGCUGGCUGCUCCAGCAGUUGCCACGCCAUCCGUACCAGCGGCAGCAGUAGCACCUUCUACCACUGGUGGAACACCCUCAGGGAAGCCCUCUGAUGCCCCCACAGCCCCAGAGUCUGCUGCAGACUCCGGAGUGGAAGAGGUGGACACCAGGAGUUCAAGUGACCACCACCUGGAGACCACAAGCACCAUCUCCACCGUCUCCAGCAUGUCCACGUUGUCCUCGGAGAGCGGGGAGCCCACGGACACGUACACUUCCUUCGCGGACGGACAAACUUUUAUACUCGAGAAGCCGCCAGUGCCUCCAAAGCCAAAACUCAAGUCCCAGCUCAGCAAGGGGCCGGUUACUUUCAGGGACCCACUUUUGAAGCAGUCUUCGGACAGCGAGCUCAUCGCCCAGCAACACGCGGCCAUCCUGGCUUCCGCCAGCAUCGGCCGGCCACGCUACCUCUUUCAGCGAAGGUCCAAGCUGUGGGGGGACCCCCUGGACAGCAGGCCAACCCACGGGGCUGAGGACGACAAACCAACUGUGAUUAGCGAGCUGAGCUCUCGGCUGCAGCAGCUGAACAAGGACACGCGCUCCCUGGGGGAGGAGCCCGUGGGGGGCGUCAUCGACCCCGGAAAGAAGUCCCCGGUGGUGGCAGCACGGUUGCACCCGGACCUUCCCUUCCCUCACACUUUUUGCCCCCCUCACACCACAGCCCUUGCGGGCCGCCGAGUGACGGGGCUGUCGGAUGUGAGGGAACCCCCCGGGCUUCUUCCGGAAGAGGCAGAGGACCCGCUGGGAAGGUCUUCCCUCCCCCAUCUAGUUCCUAUCGCCAAGGAGGUCGUCAUUUGUGUUGAAAGUGGGCCGAAGCAAGAAGCAAAGGAAUUCUGGGAGGCAGCCAGAUCUUCCGCUGGGGACUCCGGUCUUAGCGCUAGGAAGCUGCAAAACGUUUGGCACCCGCACUUCUCACGUCAGGCCUGCCAGGCGAACGGGGGCGGGCGGGUCUCAUAUGACUUCCACGGGUCCUUCCGCUGCCUUGCCCAUUGGUCGUCGGAGCACCCCACCCGCACCCCGGUCCUUUCUCUCUGGAGCUUUUUGCCACCGCUGCCUUUCCUUCCGAAGAGUCCUUUGUGUCGUUCCCCACCCCCACCCCCCAAUCGUUCUGACAGCCAGGCAGUUUGCCACUCGUGCUUUAAAAUAUCCACACCCCACCUGCUGAUUGAAGCAAGGGUCCCAAACCUUUUCAACACUCGGGGGACCUCCGACACAGGGUUGUGGGUGCAACCACAGAAUGAACGGCCUCUGCAGGAGAUGAAACCAGCCACAAAAGGUCUGGGAAUGAGGUUAUGCGUAAUUCUCAACAAACCGGCGGCAUUCGGGCAAGGGCUGGGCCAGGCACUCACAAACGGAGCGCCGCCCCCCCCCCCCCCAUCAACACACUGCCAAUUCUGUGCCAGGGAAGCCGUAGAGGAGAGUUCUGUGGGGCACAGCAGCAAGAGGGGCGACUACUCCAGUUCAGAGGGAAGGACCCUUAUUCCAACUGACAGUCUUCACAGAGGCAGGCUGAGACUGGAGAUCCGCCUCAGGCCUCAGGAGGGUGGGCGAGCUGUACUUUUCAGUAGUUUAGGAGAACUGAGCACCAUUUCCCAGCGGAGCUCUGGCACCACCUACACCGUGCGCCCCGGCAGCCGCUACCCUGUGACCCGCCGCACCCCCAGCCCGGUGAAGCCCGCCCUGGACCGGACAGACCCACUCAGCACCGUGCGACCCUACGGCCUCACCCCGCCCACCAUCCUCAAGUCGUCCAGCCUCUCCAUCCCGCACGAGCCCAAGGAGGUGCGCUUUGUGGUGAGGAGCGUCAGCGCCCGGAGCCGCUCCCCGUCGCCCUCCCCUUCCCCGGGGCCCCCCCUGCACACCCUCCACCCCCCGCGGCCCUUCAUGCAGAAACCCCUCCACCUGUGGAAUAAGUACGACGUCGGGGACUGGCUGGAAAGCAUUAACCUAGUGGAGCACAGGGACAAGUUUGAAGACCACGAGAUCGAGGGCACCCACCUGCCGGCCCUGGCCAAGGAGGACUUUGUGGAGCUGGGGGUGACGCGGGUCGGGCACCGCAUGAACAUUGAGCGGGCGCUCAAGCAGCUGGUGGACAGCUGACCAUCCCGGGUAGCCCUGGCCUCUUCCGGGGCCGACUCACUAGCAGGUGGGGGGGUUGCUUCUCCUAGACUAGGGAACAGGAACCCUGUGGAUUCUCUUCCUACUCUGACCACUGCACUGAAGGGCAGGGCAUGGGCCAGGACCCCCCCUCUCUUUCCCCCUCUCCGCUGCUGCCGCCGUGCAUCCGGCCUCCCUCUUGGAGAACAGGGAUGUUGCAUGACCCACCCCUACCCUCGUCUCUUUCUCCCAGGACGCCUGGCGGGUCUCUCGCGGGACGUGCCCUUCCUCAAGAGAGUCGCUGCAGGACGGGAGGUUUGGGAGGAGAAGAGGGGGUACCGGGGGGUGCUCCUCUCCAAUAGACCGCAUCCCUACGGAGGGCCCUGCGGCAGCAGGCUCAGAUCAAAGGCGGGGAGGGGGGACCGUUUGUGGGCUCUCGGCAGGGGAAAGAGGACUCUGCCCAGCUAGACCUGGGGGUGGGAGCAGCCUUGCCGGGGGUCACAAAAGGCCAAAAGUCGCCGGAUGGUCUCCGGGGUGCAAAACGGCCUUUUGGAGAGCCAGACGCUGACUUGGGAGGUCUUUAGAAAGGUGCUGAGACUCUCCUCGCGGACCCUCGAAGUUGGCUUGGUGUGCCAUCUGCCAGGAAGUCUGGACUGGCGUGAGCAGUCCGCGUGCUGGGCCCGCAGGCCUCAAGGGGGCAGGAGUGGGGGGCAUCAGUUGCCAAGAGAGGGUGCUGGCGAAGCCGCAGCUGGAGGGGCUUCUGCUGAGGUGCUGGGGGCCAGCAGGAUUAGACCCAAAGGGAACCCAUGUGGGAAGUCAGCAGGAUCUCUCCCCCUGCUGGUGGAGUUGGUGCCCCCCUCCCAUGCCUGCCCCGCGAGGAACACCCGCAUUGCCAUGAGGACGAGACGCCCGGGGAGAGGGCAAGACACACACACACACACAUGUACACACACACACACACGGAGAAGGCCCUGCCUUCCAGCGGACCUGGUUCUUGUGCCCUGGUGAGGGGGGUGGGGCUGAAGUCGCAUGGAUAGAAGCAUGUUUGGGGGCAUCGGAGGGAGGCAAGGCGCGGGUCCUGCCGCUUCUGCUUUGCCGACGUUCACGGGGGAGGGGGGGUGUCUCGUUUUCUCUGGGGUCGUGGGACGCAUCGAAGGAGUCUCUAUAAUCUCUGUGCAUUUCUGUAGAUCUGCCGGUGAUCCAAACAAGGAGGAUCCGCCCGGCACCAGAAACCCGCCCACCCGCCCGCCCACUCUGUCUGAGUCACCCAUUUUUGCAUCUUUUUAAUCAGCUAUAUAUUUGAAAAGGAAAAAAAAAGAACAAAUAUCUAUAUAUCUAUAUCUAUAGCCACCUUGUUUUGUUUAUGGUUUACUAAAGCUAUAUCUCGCUAGGCGGGGGGGCACCGUGCCGUUCCCCCCCCCCCCACAAUGCUUGUGGGAGUUUUUAGUGACUGAAUGAAUGUCAGGGAAAGUUCUUUUGAAAUCUGCUCUGAGGUUUGAAGGUGGGGCAGUGGUGGGUGGGUGGGAUUUAGAACUGCUCCUGGUUUUGAGGAUACGCCAAGUCUUCCAUUCUUGCUGGGCAGAGCUGCUGGAGAGGCUGGGGGGGGGGGUCCGGGGGGCUGCCUCAGUCCACCCCCCACACACACUCUCGCACUUUACUUUCUUUUCCUUCCGCAAAGAGGACAGUAUUGGGUUGCCAACAUGCUUACAGGAGACCCUGGAGAUCUCCCGGAAUUCCACCUGAGCUCCAGACAACCGAGAUGAUUUCCCCUUGAGGAAACAGCUGCUCUGGGGGGCGGUGAUGUGGGGAACGUCCAGGAUCCCCGUGUCUUAUCAAGAGGUGACCCAUAUGCCCCAUGGAGGCCCCUCCCCACUCCCCAAAUCGCACUCUCCUCAGGCUCAGUUCCCCGUCCGUUUCUCGAGCCAGAGUCUGCCGCCCGCAGCUGCCACCAUGUGAGGAAGCUGAGCCCCAGGCCUUCUCCGGCUCCGUCCUCGAUCUCCAGGGGUGUCCCAAACUGGAGCUGGCAGCUCUACCGGAGACCAGCCGUGGGGCGGGGGCGGGGGGUUGUGUGGAGGGGUCUCUUCCAAGGCAGGAGCUGGUGAUCGCAGGCAGCGUCAACCUCCAGUCCUCAGAGUGCGAUGGGAAGCCACGCUGGCCAGCACAAGAGAGCCCAAAGGGCGUCCAGGAUCCCAUCUGGAUGUGGCCUCCCUGAUCUCCAAGGGCCCGGCAGGCUGGGACCGAGGAGCCUGCUCCAUCCAUGGCGGUGCUGCUCCUGGGGGCAAGGGCCGUGGCUGUCUGGCCUCUGCUGGCCGUCCUGGGACCAGGCGGGGCGUGAAGGGGGUUUGCUGCAGAUGGGACGGGUUUAGGAAACCACCUCCCCUGGCCCCAGUUCAGGCCCUGCUCAGGCUCUUGGCUUGGCUGCUGAGACACCUCUUUCCAGCCCAUGCCCAGCCUGUGCCGGAGUGGUGGGGACAGUGCCGGGCAUGCGGGCAUCUUGCCCUGUAGAGGCAUGGGCCCCUCAAACACACACACAGCCUCUGAGUUGCUCCUGCUGGGCCAGGAGUGGACUUUGCUGGGGCUCUCUGCAGGUGCCCAAUUACGGCUCUGGUCUCUGACCCCAGCGUGGGAACCGCUGAGCCACUCAACUGGGCAACGCAGCUGGGUCAUCUGAUGGCCUGACUCUCUCCCCCCCUGCCCUCCCCCCGGUCUCUCGGUCACCUUAAACUAUGGCCAUAGUGGAAGGCAGGGAGGAUGGGACAGAAUCGCUGGUGGUGGAGUUUCUAGGUAAGGAGCUCUUCCGUGGCUCAGCUGGUGGCUUCCAAACGUGGCCAUACCCAGUUAGCAUUUCUCAGCCUCCCCCUAGAAAGUGGGGUGGGUGGCUGACCUUGUCAGCUCCAAGAAGCUAAGCGCGGUUGACCCUGGCUAGUAUUUAUGAGAGACUUCCAAGAGAUCCCGGGGUGAGGCACCGAGGCAAGCAAUGGCAGCUCACCUCCAAACACCACUUGCCUUGAAAACCCUACAGCACAGGUGUCAAACUCGUGG